AACAUUAAACCAGCUCAGAAUCUGUAAGUGCCUGAAGGAAACAUCUGGUAUGCCUAUCAAAGCCCUUGGGGAGGUCUCUCAGUUCAUUAUUGUCCCUAGCAGGCGUCGUAUCCUCAGGGUAAACAUAACUCAUGGCUUCCUGUAGAUCCCAGCAGACACCAGGCUGUGGCUUCCUUCCUUCCCCCUGUGAAUUUGGAUGGGAUGUGAAGGCCCAAUUGAUCCCCUCCUCUCUCCUAUUUAGGGGAAGAAUUUGGAGGAGUUCAGUUCUUGUUUUUAUUUGACCUGUCUCCAGCACUUGUUUUGGUUUGGCCUUCCCCUUUCCAUCCCUGUUUGAGGUUUCUGUUUCUAUCGCAGCAGGUGAUGCAAUGGUAGGUAAGAGAGAGGAGCAGAAUUUUCAGCAGGAAAAUGUCGAGCAAGUGGAUAAACACAGAGCAUUUUUGCAAAGAUCGAAAAGGAAUGUGUCCAGGAGUCAUGAGCAGGGAAACUCCUUUGCGAUUCAGCACAGACCAGAAAGAGAGCAGGGAAACCAGCCAGGAGAGAGAAUGGGUAAAUAUAUUUUCUGCUGGGGAACUCAGAAGAGCAUCAAAGAAACCACAGCACAGCAGGAAAUCCUCAUGAGAAAGAAGAAAAAUACAUGUUGUGAGUGCGGGAAAAGCUUCUCUAGCAGCUCAAACCUUUCUCAACAUCAGAGAAUCCACACAGGGGAGAGGCCCUUUGAAUGCCGUGAGUGUGGGAAAACUUUCACUUACAAAUCAGGUCUUGUUCAUCAUAAGAGAAUCCACACAGGGGAGAGACCCUUUGAAUGCCGUGAGUGUGGGAAAACUUUCACUUACAAAUCAGGUCUUGUUGAUCAUAAGAGAAUCCACACAGGCGAGAGGCCCUUUGCAUGCCAUGAGUGUGGGAAAACCUUCACUCACAGAUCAAUCCUUUCUCAACAUCAGAGAAUCCACACAGGGGAGAGGCCCUAUGAAUGCCGUGAGUGUGGGAAAACUUUCACUUACAAAUCAGACCUUGUUGAUCAUAAGAGAAUCCACACAGGCGAGAGGCCCUUUGAAUGCCAUGAGUGUGGGAAAACCUUCCCUCACAGAUCAGACCUUUCUCAACAUAAAAGAAUCCACACAGGAGAGAGGCCCUAUGAAUGCUGUGAGUGUGGGAAAACCUUCCAUCACAGAUCAACCCUUUCUAGACAUGAGAUAAUCCACACAGGGGAGAGGCCCUUUGAAUGCUGUGAGUGUGGGAAAACUUUCACUUACAAAUCAGGUUUUGUUGAUCAUAAGAGAAUCCACACAGGCGAGAGGCCCUUUGCAUGCCAUGAGUGUGGGAAAACCUUCCCUCACAGAUCAGACCUUUCUCAACAUAAAAGAAUCCACACAGGAGAGAGGCCAUAUGAAUGCCGUGAGUGUGGGAAAAGCUUCACUCAUAGGUCAAGCCUUUUUACCCAUCAGAGAAUCCACACAGGCGAGAGGCCCUUUGAAUGCCAUGAGUGUGGGAAAACCUUCACUCACAGCUCAGACCUUUCUAAACAUCAGAGAAUCCACAGCGGGGAAAGGCCCUAUGAAUGCUAUGAGUGUGGGAAAAGCUUCGUUCAAAUAUCAGCCCUUUCUGUUCAUCAGAGAAUCCACAUCGGGGAGAGACCCUAUGAAUGCUGUGAGUGUGGGAAAACCUUCACUAGCAGCUCAGACCUUUCUAAACAUCAGAGAAUCCACACAGGGGAGAGGCCCUAUGAAUGCAAUGAGUGUGGGAAAAACUUCACUAGCAGCUCAGACCUUUCUAAACAUCAGAGAAUCCACAGCGGGGAAAGGCCCUAUGUAUGCCGUGAGUGUGGGAAAAGCUUCAUUCAAAUAUCAGCACUUUCUCUUCAUCAGAGAAUCCACACAGGGGAGAGGCCCUUUGAAUGCUGUGAAUGUGGGAAAACCUUCACUAGCAGCUCAGACCUUUCUAAGCAUCAGAGAAUCCACACAGGGGAGAGGCCCUUUGAAUGCUGUGAGUGUGGGAAAAACUUCACUAGCAGCUCAGAGCUUUCUGUUCAUCAGAGAAUCCACACAGGGGACAGGCUCUACGAAUGCCGUGAGUGUGGGAAAACCUUCAUUACUAGCUCAGACCUUUCUAAACAUCAUAGAAUCCACACAGGGGAGAGGCCCUUUGAAUGCUGUGAGUGUGGGAAAAACUUCACUAGCAGCUCAGACCUUUCUAAACAUCAGAGAAUCCACACAGGGGAGAGGCCCUAUGAAUGCUGUGAGUGUGGGAAAACCUUCACUAGCAGCUCAGCCCUUUCUGUUCAUCAGAGAAUCCACACAGGGGACAGGCCCUACGAAUGCCAUGAGUGUGGGAAAAACUUCACUAGCAGCUCAUCCCUUUCUGUUCAUCAGAGAAUCCAC
Gopherus flavomarginatus (Mexican gopher tortoise) is the source of this 2378-nucleotide messenger RNA. RefSeq names its product zinc finger protein 883-like. The transcript is spliced from 3 exons. The annotation marks the transcript as partial. Gene Ontology annotation, biological process: regulation of transcription by RNA polymerase II. Gene Ontology annotation, molecular function: DNA-binding transcription factor activity, RNA polymerase II-specific; RNA polymerase II cis-regulatory region sequence-specific DNA binding. Lineage: Eukaryota; Metazoa; Chordata; Testudines; Testudinidae. The record is from RefSeq and is a predicted model, not a curated record.